Molecule: messenger RNA, 2944 nt
Organism: Maniola jurtina (meadow brown)
Lineage: Eukaryota; Metazoa; Arthropoda; Insecta; Lepidoptera; Nymphalidae
Exons: 3
Coding region: 12-923 (303 amino acids)
Source: RefSeq, a predicted model, not a curated record
CUGAACCCUCUAUGCGAAAGUCGUUGUGUGAAAUGUGCAUCAUGCUUUCUGGACUCAGGAUGUGGGUGAUUUUAUUCUGCUAUUUAUUAGCACAAGCUAAGACUUACCCGUUACAAGAAUGGCCUGUAUACUCGCAAGCACCACGGGAAUACCCCGAAGAUGACUACUAUUACGCUCCAAAAGUUCAAUAUUAUUAUGAUGCGCCAGCCAUAAACGUACCUGAAGUUUACGGUCAAGUUCCUUACACAUAUUUUUAUGACCCUUAUGGUCACUUUGCUAACGAAGCGCCAAAGAGACAAGAAGAAAGGCUAGCCGCGCUGCCGAUCGGACAAGAGACAUGGUUCGAAAGCGAGUCGGCACCCCGCUGGAGGUCUAACAAUAUCGAUGACGUCAAUGCAGCUUUCCUUGAUAAUUUGAUACUAACGCAAAUGGCUCAAGAUGCACAAAGACGACGAGAAAAUGCUCGAGCGGCGUUUUCAAACAUGGAUUAUGAAGAAAAAGACAACGAAGACGAAGACGUCAGAGAACUGAAGGCUUUAGCGGGGAAGCCAUUCUACCAUGUUCCGAAAACUGUUCCUAGAAUUGAAGAAGACGAUUAUGCUGAUGACGAUGCUGAUAGCUUUAUUAACUGGAACGGGAAUAAAAGAAGUGUCACCACCGCAGCACCCGAACCCAGCACGCAACAACCAAAGAAUGGUCAAAAAGAAGUCGUCAUGCCACGGCCGGCACAGAUUUCGCACAUUUUUAAAAACCAUCAACCCAAUCAAGAUAAGAACUCACCAUUUUACAACACCAUCACGCAGUUGCUAGAAAAACAAGGGCAUGAAACUUCGAAAGGACGAAGAAUCGAUAAACGUUUCGUCGCCGGUGACUCCGAUCUUGUCGUCGAACUUCGAGGAUUGAAACAUCGCAUCGCAACCUAAACGAAUGCAGCUUGAUUACCGCCAACUUACAUGAGACUGAAUAUUAUUUUAGAAUAGUAAAUACUAAAAGCAGAGACCUGACAAACUGAACGCGCAGGCAAUCAAAAACCAAAAAAAGUAGGAUAGGUUAUUUUCUAAAUUUUUAUCCGCAUUCAUCAUAUUACAUUUAUUUACAAUUUCUGAAUUAUAUUCUUGCCGCUCAAUUCAAAUGCAAUGUAAAAAACAUCCAUCUCGAUUUACGAUUGGUAUCUAUCUCGCUCGGUAGAAAUAAAUUCAGUACAGAUAUAUCUCAACAAAGUAAUCGAUUGACUAUGUACAUAAUAAAUAACAAUUUCGGAUCCUUUUCGAUUCUUUACUAGUUUUGAUAAAUAUCGUAGCAGUUACGGAUGUCUGAACGUACAAAAUGUGACUAUAAUCACGAUUUCUGAAAAGGUUGUUGAGUGUAUAUUAACAUAGGGAGAUGUAAAAUAUAUGUUCUUCGAACGAUUUGUUCCCUUCAUUUGGCAGCUAAUGUCUCGCACCACUGAUUGUGCAUUUGUAAAUAAUAUAUUAGAUAUAUAAUGUAUUCUUCUAAGACUUAGAUAGAAAAUAUAACAUGAAAUUGUUAUUUUUUGUAAACAAAAUAAUUUUUGUAUAGUAGGUACUUUUUGCUAAAGUAUAUAGUUUUGUGUUUACUGGGCAAAGACUUAAUAUUUUCUGCGCAAAACUGGAACCUAUUUUAACUAAUAAGGACUCUACUUUUGUAAAUGGAACAGAGAAAAUCACGUCCAUUUCGAUACGACCCCAUUAAAAGAUGCAUUUAUAUUAUAAGUAUACGGAUCUAGGGUAGACGUUUGGGUAAAUGAAAUCGGUAGAUAAUAAUACAUUUAUGAUAAAAUCAUUACUAAAGCACGAUAGAAUUUAUUGAUGACCAUUACUUUCACAACUAGCCGUCAUACAGAACAUCUUCUUAACUUUUCUUAAACUGUACUGAAACUAAGCAAUUUUGUAUCCACCAUUUUCUAAUGUAAUAUUAUUAUCGGGUGCUAAUUAAUUAUUAUUUGUUUUCUAUUUUUCUUCUACGGUCUAAGCAGACAAUAUACAGUUAAUCUUUUUGCAAAGCAAAAAUUAUUGAGUAAAGUAUACUUACUUUGUUAACUGUAAGAAUGAAAUGAUUCUCUCGAGGAGCAGAGGAUUAGGUGAUAUUUUAGCUUUACAGCUUCGUAACUAAUGUUUGUAAGACAGCAGGUCUCUGAGACCUUUGUUAAAAUUGAAUUUGUAUGAAUUCCAAAUCUAUUUUAUGAAUUGUAUAAAUCAUACCUACUUAUAAUAAUCUCUUACUUUCCAAUUCCCUUAUUGUAUUCCAUUUCAUAUCUCCCUAAUGCGCAUUGAGUAUAAUGUCAUAUUUAUAUUAAUAAUAUUAUAGUCCUUUUAUAAUACUUUUAUUCACCUUAAAGUAAUUAAAAAUAAUUAUCUUUCUAAAGUACAUAUCUGUUCAUAAUAGUAACAAAUUAAGUUUCCACGUUUAGAUAAAAUUCGAUCCAAUUCCUAAAAUUAGUUCUUAAGUAAAUUAUAAAAUACAAUGUUAAUGUGACCUAUAAAGUAUUACUAGAUCAUGAUAAUAAUUCUUUAUCUUGAAUGUGAGAAUUUCCCUUUUGUUUUCGCAUUGAUGUUUAGUUGUUAGUACAAGUUUGUGUGUAAAUACCUACUUUUCUUUUUAUGUUCGGUAAUAGAGGUAAUAAUGCCUUUAGAUAGAUAGUGGAUAUCAAAACUUCGCGUGUGAAUGUAAUAUAUACCGGCCUACUUAAUGUUUAGAAGAUUUUUGCGGGGAAUUUUUGUAGGCUCAAAAUAUCACUUUACAUACACGACUAUCCCUAUAUAUAUUUUAUAGAGAUUGUAUUAGCGUACCUUUUUGUUAUUAUUUCGAGUUAACUUAAAAUAAGACAUACCUACCAAAAUCAAUACAAUUGAACUAUCAGAGGACCGUAACGACAUAGUGUCCUGAAAAAUCGAAAAAUAAUUAAAUAUUAUAUUAAUUACAA